UAUAUUGACGUCGUUACCAAGAUGACAUUGAGUGCAACGCUCAAGUGAACUUUGUUUUGUUUUAUACAGUCAUUGAAAAACUGUUUAUUUAAGGGGCAGGAGUUAAAAAACGUGACCGUAAAGUUGAGGAGAAAGCAGAAAGGCAGUGUAUGGGAAAUAUUUUUCAGAAAAGAGAUUUGUAAAGGGCACAUUUACCUAGCUAGAUGUGGCUUUUACGGGAUGAAAAACGGAGAAUAAGGCGUGCAAAGCUCUUCAGUUAUUUCCCCUUCUUGUACUCGCUGUUCCCCAACAGCAAUCGUCGGGGUAGCUACGAUUUAGAGAAAAGACGUCGACAAGAGAAUGUCAUCAUUCCUUCCGGAAGUAACUGCAAGAAAACAUUUCCUCCUCCGAAAGAUGACAUGGAAGAAAAGUUUUUAAUGGCACUUUAUGAUGAGGGGCUUCUCAAAACAAACUUUAUCAUCAAAGACGGCAGCAAGAAACGCAAACGAGAAACGAUGGUCGUCUUUGUCAAAUUUGAUCACCCGGUUAUCGAAAUCGGCCUCGGAUUUACCAAUAGAGAGCUUGCUAUGACAGACAGAUUCGAGAAAUAUCGCUGCUUCAUGCCAAACAACGAAUUGGAAAUUGACGGCACCUGUCGAGUUUCCAUCGAAAUUAAACAAGAGCUUCCCAGGAGACAUCGUGGAAAAUCGCAAAGUCGUAUUGUGUCAACGAUGAUCGAUAUCUAUGACCCGGAAGUUGAAAAUCAUCUGCUUAAGAAGUUUAGGAGACGUCGGAGGAGACGUCGCUCAAUCUUUACGCGAAAAGGACAACACGGACUAGUCCGCCCACCGCCAACUAAACCAGUUUUGAUUGGAGAUAAUUUGGCGGCCGAGAAUAGGUUAAACCCAAGGUUCAUGAUGCCACAUCAGACACCCGAGGAAUUACGAGUCAUGAUGCAUGUUAUGACGUAUAGGAUGGGGGAGCUGGGCGAGCAACAACGAUUCUACAGAUACCGACAGGGGCCAGUUCCGGCAGACUAUGUGUUACCGAACAAUCUAAACGAUGUUAGCCAAAGAGAAACAGACAGGCAUUUUCCACGGCGCCCAACUGUACCACGGAGCGUGCACAGAAGCGGGAGUGACCCGGAUCAGCCGUUAGAUAACCGACGUGUAAUACCUGCUGUCUUUGAAUUUGAGGAGUCAGAUAUGUUUCAUCUAUAAAUAAAACCCGGAUGUCCGAGAAAUGUAUAAAAUAUCAUCUAUAAACCUGGAUUUGUUUUGACCUUUUUUUGGAAUAUUUAACAUGUAACCUAAAUAGAAAUGUUUUUUUCAUUUUUGUUACCUUUAAAAGCUUGAACUUGAAAAUCAAAACGAACUGUUAAAUUAUAAAUCGUUUUGAAUAUUUUUGAAAAUUUGCUCUGGAUAUUUUUCUGUGAAGUUUAAAAUUAAAAGUAAAAUAAAUGCUUUAUAAAGUCUA
Messenger RNA from Ruditapes philippinarum (Manila clam), 1455 nucleotides. RefSeq lists its product as uncharacterized. The record is from RefSeq and is a predicted model, not a curated record. The coding region runs from base 204 to 1199 and encodes 331 amino acids. NCBI's taxonomy places the organism in Eukaryota, Metazoa, Mollusca, Bivalvia, Venerida, Veneridae. The transcript has 5 exons.